Molecule: messenger RNA, 2513 nt
Organism: Bufo gargarizans (Asiatic toad)
Lineage: Eukaryota; Metazoa; Chordata; Amphibia; Anura; Bufonidae
Gene: HSPA5
Product: heat shock protein family A (Hsp70) member 5
Exons: 9
Coding region: 193-2154 (653 amino acids)
Biological process (GO): endoplasmic reticulum unfolded protein response; protein refolding; cellular response to unfolded protein
Cellular component (GO): endoplasmic reticulum lumen; membrane; nucleus
Molecular function (GO): ATP hydrolysis activity; ATP binding; heat shock protein binding
Source: RefSeq, a predicted model, not a curated record
AUGGCGGCGCUCCACGACUUUGGCCGGCCGGGAACGUAUAAAAGAACCGCAGCGGCGCAUGGUACGUCAGUGUGACAGCAACCAACAAACAGAGAAGAGGCAGAAAGUUACAGGACUGGGUGCGGCCUGCGUUCGGAUUUUGCUACUCUACAGAGCGGUAUUAUUUCAGCUGGGUGAAGGCAACCUCCUCUGAUGGUCAGAAUGAAGCUGCUAGCGGUUGUAUUGCUGGUCAUGGCCAGCACUUAUGCUGACGAUGAUGACAAGAGAGAAGAAGUUGGCACAGUCGUCGGAAUUGAUCUGGGAACCACUUAUUCAUGUGUUGGAGUGUUCAAGAAUGGCCGUGUGGAGAUCAUCGCCAACGACCAGGGUAACCGAAUCACCCCAUCCUAUGUGGCCUUCACUCCAGAAGGUGAACGAUUGAUUGGAGAUGCUGCCAAGAAUCAGUUGACCUCCAACCCUGAGAACACUGUCUUCGAUGCUAAGCGUCUCAUUGGUCGCACAUGGAAUGACCCAUCGGUUCAGCAGGACAUCAAAUAUCUGCCCUUCAAGGUUUUGGACAGGAAAACCAAGCCCUACAUUGAUGUAGAUGUUGGAGAGCAAAGAAAGUCCUUUGCCCCUGAGGAAAUCUCUGCCAUGGUGCUGACCAAAAUGAAGGAAACUGCUGAAGCUUACCUCGGCAAAAAGGUUACCCAUGCUGUAGUCACUGUGCCUGCCUAUUUCAAUGAUGCUCAGCGUCAGGCCACAAAAGAUGCUGGUACCAUUGCAGGGUUGAACGUGAUGAGGAUUAUCAAUGAGCCUACUGCUGCUGCCAUCGCAUAUGGCCUUGACAAGAAGGAAGGGGAAAAGAACAUCCUUGUGUUUGAUCUUGGUGGUGGUACCUUCGAUGUGUCCUUGCUUACCAUCGACAAUGGUGUCUUUGAAGUAGUUGCUACCAAUGGUGACACCCAUCUGGGAGGAGAAGACUUUGACCAGCGUGUCAUGGAGCAUUUCAUUAAGCUUUACAAGAAGAAAACUGGCAAAGAUGUCCGCAAGGAUAACAGGGCAGUACAGAAGUUGCGUCGUGAAGUAGAGAAAGCUAAGAGAGCCCUGUCUGCUCAACAUCAGUCCAGAAUUGAGAUUGAAUCUUUCUUUGAGGGAGAAGACUUCUCUGAAACUCUAACCCGUGCCAAGUUUGAGGAGCUUAACAUGGACCUUUUCCGCUCCACAAUGAAACCAGUCCAGAAAGUACUUGAAGAUGCUGAUCUUAAGAAGUCUGAUAUUGAUGAAAUUGUGCUGGUUGGAGGAUCCACACGUAUUCCUAAAAUCCAGCAGCUGGUAAAAGAAUUCUUCAAUGGCAAAGAACCAUCCCGUGGUAUUAACCCUGAUGAGGCUGUGGCUUAUGGUGCUGCUGUACAGGCUGGAGUAUUGUCUGGAGACCAGGACACUGGUGACUUGGUCUUGCUUGAUGUGUGUCCUCUGACUCUUGGAAUUGAAACUGUUGGUGGCGUCAUGACUAAACUGAUACCCAGAAAUACUGUUGUGCCUACAAAGAAGUCCCAGAUAUUCUCCACAGCCUCUGAUAACCAACCUACUGUCACCAUCAAGGUUUAUGAAGGUGAACGUCCAUUGACUAAGGAUAACCAUCUUCUUGGCACAUUCGACCUUACUGGCAUUCCUCCAGCUCCUCGUGGUGUUCCUCAGAUCGAAGUUACAUUUGAAAUUGAUGUAAACGGCAUUUUGAGAGUUACAGCAGAAGACAAAGGUACAGGCAACAAAAAUAAGAUCACCAUUACAAACGACCAAAACCGGUUAACGCCAGAGGAGAUCGAAAGGAUGGUCACCGAUGCUGAGAAAUUUGCUGAAGAGGACAAGAGGCUCAAAGAACGCAUCGACUCUCGAAACGAGCUUGAAAGCUAUGCCUAUUCCCUGAAAAACCAGAUAGGUGAUAAGGAGAAGCUUGGUGGCAAGCUGUCCUCUGAAGACAAGGAAACCAUCGAAAAGGCGGUAGAAGAAAAGAUUGAAUGGUUGGAAAGUCAUCAAGAUUCAGAUAUUGAAGAGUUUAAAGCUAAAAAGAAGGAAUUGGAAGACAUUGUCCAACCAAUUGUUGGCAAACUAUAUGGUGGGGCAGGAGCACCUCCCCCUGAAGGAGAAGAGGCUGAGAAGGAUGAGUUAUAGGUUUGAAAGUUGUCUUUGGCUGCUAAAUUGCUGUAAAUACAGGACUUGAACUUUCUGUUGAGAGAAUAUUUGAACGCAGAAAACUUUAACGUUCUUGUGGAUUCUUCACUUCCCAGUGGAGACAAUAAGCCAUUAUGGCUGUUUACUGCUUUUCAUUAGCAGUUGUUCACGUGGAUCAUUUUUGUUCAGUUUCUUCCCCAGGGGGUGGGAGGGUGGGCUCUGGUAUUUUGGGAGGGUAAGGUGCAGUUUAAAAGUUGCUCAGAUGUUUUAUUUAUUUGAAGAAAAAAAGGUCAUGUGCAUUCUAUGUAGAACUUUUUUCUACCAUCAUUGACCACAAUAAAUGUUUGAUAAAUAACCUA